AUAAAAAGGCUCCUCUCUACCAUCUGCUAUUUGCCCCCCUUUCUCUCUCUCCUCGUCUGCUCCCAAACUUCGCCCUACUCUCACCGACAUCUCAACAAUAAGCCCUCGCCCCGUCUCAUAACCCGCUCUAAAGCUCCGUCAAUUACCCGCCAAAUAGGUCCCCUCCUUCUCCUUGUCCGCCCGGUCCCCCCGGAUCGGACACCCGACGGGUCCCCGCCGCCGGAUAUGGGAGACGAGGGCAGGACGAUCGCCGCCGGCUCCCCCGCGGCCCAGGCCACGGCGCUGGCGACUAAGAAGCGUGCGAGGGACGGCGCCGACGCCGGGGACUUGAAGAGGGUCGCGGAGAUUGUGAUGGUGUUGACGGCGAUGGGGCAGAUGCGGGGCGGCCGGGAGCCAACGGCCGCCGAGAAGGCUCUGGUGGCGGAGGCGCGGGAGAAGCUCGCGGGGAUGUGCGAGGCCGUUAAGCCCAAGGAUCUGUUCUCCAGGGAGGCGGUUAGGGUUGUGGUCGAGGAUCUUGGGCUCAAUCGGUCCAAGGAUCCCAUGGGGUUCCGGCCUCCCAAGAUGUCCAUCGCCGAGAAGGUCUUGCUCACCAAAAGGAAGAUGGAGGAAUCCAAGGAAACCGCCACACAUUCAUCUUUUUCUUCAUCUCAGCAUCUUCCAGUUAGCUUUGGUGCAAACUUUGAAUCCCAUGGAACCUUGUUACAUGGAGCUACUAGGUUCCCACCCGAUAAACCAAGUCAAAUGGUGUUGUCUGCUGGAGGCUUUCAGAGUACCUCAACUGUAGCUUCUUCUGCCUCCUCUUUAAAGCAGAUGCAAAUCAAUGAAACACUUGCUGGUGUCACUCCUGUAAAAUCAGCAUCCAAUCCACACCAAAGGGAUUCUCCUUCAUUAACACUGCCUCGUACAGAACCAGGACACCUCAGGUUGGAUGCACGACUUGAUGGGCCAACCUAUCAAACACUCGUUCAAGCAACUUCUGCUGAAUAUAUGCCAUAUAAAACCCCAACAACUGCUAUGCAAUCAACAUCUGCGGCUGUAACAAAGGUUGGCCAGGCAAAUAAGUUGCCGGAUCAUGCUUUGGUAAAGUCUGAGGGUAUUCAUGAAGUUAAUGCUGCUCAAAAUACGCAAGCAAUAAGAAAUCAGGAAAUAAGAAGUUCUGCAAUUCAAGCUGGACAAGGAAAUUUUCUUAUUGGACAUCAGCCUCCACCAGGCCUCACGUUUGUUCAUGCACCUUCUCCUUUUACCAACAAUAAUGACAUUGCUAAAAAUGUGCAGAGGAUAUUGCAGCAAAAGGUUUCUGAUCAUCCUAGCUGGACUCCACCAUCAACUGAGUACAUGAACAAACCUCUAAUUUGCCAAGUCUGCAAGAUUACUAUCACUGAUGUGGAAAGUUUGCUUGUCUGUGAUGCUUGUGAGAAAGGAACCCACUUAAAAUGCCUCCAGUCGUAUGGUAACAAAGGCAUUCCCAAGGCUGAGUGGCACUGCCCAAAAUGCUUGUUAUCAAGCAAUGGCAAACCCUUGCCACCUAAAUAUGGCCGGGUUACAAGGACUGUUGGUCCAUCAAAGGCUGCUUCAAAUGCAGGUGGUGCUCAUGCUUCCUUGGAGAAGAAAACGGAAAAUCCAGACUCGAAGGUUAAUCAACAGAAAGCAAUAGCCAAUGGAAAUUCUGGUGGUCCAGAUUUUGCCUGUCCUUCCAAUACAGGAGGCAGCCAUGUUGAGUCAGCUCCAGCUUCAUUGAUGAAGGUUGCAAAAAUGCAGUCUAAUUCUCCUGCAGCUGAGAUGAAAAGAGAGGAUGGGAUGUCUACAGGGGCCUCCACCAACGCCUUAAAAGCAAAUGCUGGAGUGGUUUGUAUCACCUCUGGCACAAAGGAUGAAAGUAAUGAUAAGCACAAUGACAGAAAUGGAUCAUCUCCAAGUGACAUUAAAGCAACCUCUGAGUCUGUGUUGCAGCCAGAGACAGUACCAGAGAGUUCCUUUUCUGAGCAUCCAUGUGGCAAUGUUAUUGACAACACUAAUCAGUCUCAAGUGUCUGGUGGUUCACAAGUUGGCAACAGAGUAAAGAUGCCAAACAAUGCUGAAGCUUUUGCAAUUCAACAGCAGGAAAUCGGCAAGCUCUUUGACAAUGAACUUAAAGAAUCAUUCAGUAAAAUGGAAACAUCUGAAAACAAGGCUGGUAGUAACACUAGGAUGGAUGAUGGAGAUAAUUUUCAGGCGACUUCAAAUGGAACCUUGGAUUAUGGGAAUGAAGCUAGAGAUUGUGGUAGGUUUUUUCUGCCAGACUUGCAUGCUGUAGAUUGGGUUGGUAAUAUUGUCCAAGUUGUAGAUGAGAAGACAUAUUACCAGUCCUGUCGCAUCAAUGGUGUUCUGUACAAGCUUCAAGAUCAUGUUUUAAUUGCUUCCACCUGUCAGAAGUUUGCUCCUUCAAAGCUCCAGUCUUUGUGGGAGGAUAAUAAGUCUAGGUCAAAGUGGGCUAGUGUGGAUUUGUAUUACUUCCCCAAUGAUCUUGCAGAGAUUGUUAGCCAACCAUCUACACCUGAAAACAAUGAGGUGUAUGCUUCAAAUAAUAAAAAAACCAUAAUGGCUGGCUCAAUAUAUGGUCCUUGUGAAGUUUUAGCCAUUGACAAGUUUAGGGAAGAAAGUGAGGGGAGAUCACAAAUAGGUGAUUCUAAAAGUGAUUUAUAUCCAAUUUUUGUGUGCAAAUGGAUGUAUGAUGAAUCAGAGGGCAGCUUUCAGCCUGUCACCAAUUAAUGCAAUGUGGCAGUUUUAUGAGUCACAGUGUCUAAUCUGUGCAUUUAUUCUUAGCUAUUUUUUCCCAAGAACAGAUCCUAAAAUCAGGUAUCAAAAUGGACUGCUCUAUGGAAGCUGACAGUUGACACCCUGUUGUAUACUAUGUAGUUCACUUUUCCUUUUUGAGGGAAAAUUAUGUAGUUCUUUUUUAAGUUUAGGUCCUUUGCUGACCCCUUUGUUAUUUUGAUCUCAACUGCUGGAACUAGCAUAAUUGGUAUGAUUACCUGCAAUAUAUCCAAAUGAAAAAUUCUAGAGAGUACUGCA
Messenger RNA from Elaeis guineensis (African oil palm), 3051 nucleotides. The record is from RefSeq and is a predicted model, not a curated record. Lineage: Eukaryota; Viridiplantae; Streptophyta; Magnoliopsida; Arecales; Arecaceae.